Tetrahymena thermophila SB210 is the source of this 3177-nucleotide messenger RNA. RefSeq lists its product as hypothetical. The transcript has 11 exons. The record is from RefSeq and is a predicted model, not a curated record. NCBI's taxonomy places the organism in Eukaryota, Ciliophora, Oligohymenophorea, Hymenostomatida, Tetrahymenidae.
AUGGCAUAUUAUAACCGCAACAAUUAGGGUUAUCAGUAGAGAGAAAUUUCUAAUAGUACCACUUAGGGUUGGUUUCCAAAUAGCUAAGAAAUCAAAAGGGGAGAAACAGCACCCACUGAAAAAGGGAAAAGAGAAAGGGUCAUAGCAAACAAUUAGCAAAAUGCUUAAUUAAUUUAAUUUAGUGCAGUUGCAGCUGCAUCAGGAUUCUAGUUAAGCAAUACAUCGAACUUAAAGGAAGCGAUAGGAAAAUUCAAGAGUUCACCAUAUUAUUCAAGUGUGGUAAAUUAACAAAACUAAAAGAAACAAUAGCAAUAGCAUUACUAGCAAUAGAAUUCUUAUUAAAGUAAUUAAGGCAUUGAUUUUGCUAAAAUGAGCAAGAAGGAACAUAUUCAAUAGAUUUCAAGGAUUUAUUAAAACAACCCUACAAAUAUUUUGCAUACAGUUUAGCAUAAUUCCAACAAUUUGCAAAGUGGUGGAGGAACAACCACAAAUAAAAAAGCUUAAACAAAUAAUCACGGAUUAGAUCCUUAUAGCAGCAACAACAUUCCUUAAUAAAGAUAUAGCUUUAAAUUACCGCAAAGACCAUCUACUUCACAUGAUUAGCAAUCAGUUUAGCGUAAGUAAAAUCAAAUUUAAACAACAACUUAGUAUAGAAAUACGCAAAUGAGUAUAACUAAUACAGAUGGAUUUGGAUUAAAAAAGCCAUCAACACCAGGAACAGGUUCCCGUGUGGCAACAGCAGGCUAAAGAGGAAGUAAGCUAUUGAAUACGAGCGGGAAUUCCUUAUUAAAUUCUUCUUUGAAUGCUGGAAUAUCUUCUAAAGGGUAAUAAUAGCAUCAAAAUCUUAACACAUUGCAUCCACUAUAAAUAAGAAAUACUUCAGCUGGCGUUACUUUAAAAAGUAAUGCUUAGAGAAGAGAAACCUUUGCAAGUAAUACGAGCAAUAAUUAAAAUACUAGUUUUAACAAAGAAGUAAGCAAUCAUAGGUAAGAUUUAUUACCUAAAUAUAACACACAUCAAGAUGGAGAUUUCAAAUAAAACCAUGACACUGAACAUAAAACGAAUACAGAAUAAUAUCCAAAUCAAAACCAAUAAGUUAAAGUUCAUCAUACUGAAUUUAAGAAAGACUCCAAGCUCAAAUAAAAUUUUUUCACUCACGAGAAUUUCUACAGUUAAGGCUCUACUUCUUCAUAAAAGCAAGAUAACUCAGAUAAAAAAUCAUCACUUAAUAAAUCUGGUGCAGCAAACAAUAAUACGUUCCUUAAUGAAUCAUUCUCUAACAAACAGUAAAACUCAAAAAGUUAACAAUAACAGUAAUUAUUGAAAAUAGCUCUCCCAUAAGAGAUGAACACUUCCUAAUAAAUGUAAUACUAGCAAAAUAGCAAUUAUUUUGAUAAUAAUUCAGAAGAAAAUACACCUCGAAUUAUCGUUACUGGAAACUAGAAAUAAUAAACUCAUAAGAUUUAGUUCAUAGAGAAUAGUUUCACUAAAUAUGGUGAAGAUGAAGAUGAAACUACCACUAAAAGUAAGAAUAUAAAAUAAAAAUAAAGGAGCAAAGCUAAUGAUGAUCAGUACAUACCAAGUGAUGAUAAAAAUUAAUAAAGACACUCUCAUAAUCAUGAAGAAGAAGGUGAUGAUGAACACGAAGAUGACUAAGAAGAUGAUGAAGAAUACUAUUAGAAUUAUUAUAAUCACCACAAUGAAGAAGAUAAUGAAUAUAGAUAAUAGUAUGCUGUCCCUUAUGAUGAGGAUGACGAAGAUGAAGAAGAGUAUGACGAAGAUGAUGAAUAGGAAGAUAAUGAUGAAGAUGAGGAAAAUUACCAUCAUGAAGAUUAAGAAAAUGACAACCAUCAUUAGAAUUACUAAUACUUUUAACAUGGUCAAAAUAAAGCAGACUCUUCUGAUGAGCAUUAGCUAUAAAAUUUCAUUUAAGAUGUAGGUGAUGAUUUUUAGUGUCAAUAGCAUGAAGAAGAUGAUUAGUUUGGAGAAAAAAAUAUACAAAAGUACAUGAAAGAAAAGGUUUAAAACUAAAAAGAAUCAAUCAAGAUAAAUACAAACACCUUCUCUGUUCGUCCUAUGACAACUGAAGGAGGAAAGAGAAGAAGAGGAGUGGAAACUCCAGUAUAAAACUAGUAAAAAUAAGUUGAAAGUAAAGAUAGCAAUAAAGAUUAAAAUAUAGCAUGCUAGCAAUAGCAGAAAGCAGAUUAAUUUGAUUUCCAUUCUUAAGCUCUAAGAAGAUAAUCUCAGAAAGAGAAUUUUAAUGGCCUUGAGGAAGACCAUUAAAAUCAAGACUCAUUCAACGACGAUUAACACUAUGGACAAGAAUUUAGAAUAGACUUCGAUACAUAGCAAUUUGAAAGACCACCAGAAAGAGGCAAAUAAUAUAUAGGAAAUAGAGGUCCUAUUAAAGUAGAUCAUGAUCUCAUUAAGGAGGACAGUUUUUUCAAGGAUUGCCAAGCUAUAGGUAAGCGCCCACCUUCUCGUCACAGAAUUCCUAAUAGAGCUGCAGGUUUAGGAAUACCAACUUAAGAUUUAUAAGAAAUUCCGAUAAAAAAUAUGUAUGAUAAGGAUGAACCUGAAGAUCAUGUUAGUGAUCAAAAUAGAAAAUUCCUUGAGGGACAAAAAUUAUAGUUAGAUAAAGUAAAAUAGUCAUAUGACAGUGAAGAGGCUUUUAUUAAUUUUGAUAUUAGAAAUUUUGGGGAAAAUCAGAGUCGUAAAAAUUCUAGCAGAUAGCCAGUACCAAUAAUUCCUAAAACUGUGAAUAAUCAAAGACCUAUGUCUGGUAAUGUCAAAACAAGAGCAUUAAAUAAAAAAGAAAGUUUUGAUCAAGGUAUGAAUAUUAAUUUACCUGAAAAGACGAACUUAAACAACGAGUAAACCUCAAAGAUACCAAAUCACCCUGUUUCUGCAAAAUACCCAAAAAAGAGUGGCUCAAUAAAUUAAAAAGAAAAUGAUUAACUUUGGGAUGAAUUUGAUGAAAUUCUAAACGAUAAAUAAGCAAAUAAAAACAUAAUAAGAAAACUUGAGGGCUCAGACAUACUAAUCAAGCAUAAUGUUUCAUCAACAAUAAAUAGUAAAGCUUCAAACUCUAAUAGCUAAUCUAUUAAAGUUCCAUUUGAAACUAGUCUUGGCUAAGACUUUUUGAGUCUUUUUGCUAACAAUUAUAACGAAAAUUGA